AUGACUCUGCUGAACACUAUGAGCAGCAGUUACUUUAUAUCUGUGCAAGGGCAACUACAGCAGGGUGCUCUUUCUCCACACCUUCAAAGGGCGCACCUGAACUUCGACCUUGAUCUUACCCGCGCGUAUCCCUCUGAACGAAAAUAUUCUCGAAAACCUACCACAGCCGACAAAGAUGGGCCGCGAUCUCGCAGUAACUUUCGACUGACGAGAACAUUGAAAGACGCGUUCGAAGCCACAUCGCGAACAAUCGCCAUGGACUCGAACGAUGGCGCCCCACCUCCAACAGCAAUUGACCGUACAACAAGUCCAAUACGCCGACAUCAGCGAAGUUAUACCCUGCCAUCCCCCUACGCAGAAGUCACAAGCCCCCCGCCAGCCGAAAUACUAGAAACGUACCAGAGAAUCAACGAUGCGGACGACUUGGCGGAUUUGGUUUCAGAGGAUGACCAAGACUACCUCGGGAAUGGAUUAUCUCGAAAAAGCUCCGGAGAGCGGAGGAGGCGCGAUUCUCCUGGACCUAUGAACACUCAACACACUCAGACGGAAGCAAACUUGGACCCAGGUUUUAGCUACCUGGACGAUGCUACGGAUGACUAUGUGCGGGGAAAACUAUCAACAUAUAAACGCGACGAGGAACGUUUAAGUCGUGUAACUUCUAGUCAAUCGCCGGUAUUUAGCAGAGCAAAAGUUGGGUCGAGAGCAGAAGGGUUACAACGACGCGAUUCGGAUCCCCGAGCAGAGGAAGCAAGUCAAGACGUUGGUGGAGAAGAGGAUGGCCUUCGUCUUGGGUUAAAUGUGCCCAAAACCUGGGGAAACAAAUCGAGUAGUCAUCGACGAUGGCUGACCUCCAUCACAGGCGAUACCCCUCGUGCUGACGCAUCUGGACGCAGCACUGCGAGAGAAAGAGGGUCCAGGAUUGAGUCAAGAAGCCGUUCACCUCGUCUCAGUGACAAGUCACCUUCACGGUUUGAUCGAAAGACGAGCCAAGAAUUCGCAUCCAGAUCGGAGAGGUCUCGUCUGGGAGCUCCACCAUCAGACGGUCUUCACAACACUUCUCGUUCCAGAUCGCGAUCACUGGGUAGAAAUGGCUUAACAGGCGACAGCAUUUCAAACACGCCGAUCACGAUCUAUAAGUCAACAUCCAGAGAUCCAUCUCAGAAAUUACGAAGUGAUUCUCGAGAGCUACUCCGCAAGUUGGCCCGCACUGAGAGUCCCCCACAACAGAGUACACCCGCACAGCAAAGGCCAGAGGAGACUCCUCUCCCGCAGAAAACACCUGUUGUAAUAGGGGCUUGGGUUGAUACGCCGAUGACUGUUCGAAAGAGGGAGAAUAACAAAGAUAACACGGAAGAAAUCAAUUCUCCGAGCAAGGCAGCUCCAAACUCCACGACGAUUGCGCCAAAGAGAGAAUCACAAACCCCAAUUGCUGAGGACUCAUCCAAGAAGGAAUCAGAAGAUAAAAUUACGACCAAACCUAGCACACAACAAGCUCCUUCAAAGCCCAAUGUGUUGACUGAAAAGUCACUUAACAUCGACAGUAAGAAGGAGCCAAAGCCAGAACUCGUCAAACCGAAAUUACCGAAGAGCGCCCUAGAGACUUUCAUUGAGGAUGCGAAAUCUAAUGGCAACCCUUUAUCAUUGGGUGAUGAUACAAUAGCCUCUUUAGAGGGACUGAUGGAUGGGACAGACGCGAAAGUAUCGUCUACGUUCGCAAAGUUGAAAGAAGAAGAAUUGGAAAAGGAGCUUGAUGCAAAAAGAGCUGACACAACCCAGAGUCAAAGUGGCGACAGGUAUACGAAAUCACUAGAUCGUCUGGGAUCGAAGCUACAGUCGAUCAUCCAUAGUAUACAGGAUGCGCGAACGGGUCUCAACGUGAUUGAGCAUGCCAUCGUACCAGGAAACGGCAAGGUUAUACUCCCGGACGUAAGCGAAAAACUCUGCGAAACCUGUGGGAACGCUAAACAUGCGCACUGCGAUGGACGUGUUUACCUUGCCAUUCCGAUCCCUCGUCUCUGGAAACGGGAGAGCAGCACUCAGCGCCUACGCCCGACAUUCCUAGGCUGGGUGAUGAUCUAUUUUGGUUGUUGGUAUCUCACUGAGAGUAUCAUGUGCGAUAUUUACUGCCAUCCUACUGUCGCUGAAGUCUGUGAUGGCUAUUGUCUACAACCGGACGCUCCGCAAUUCCCAUUUGUGCUGCCAACAAUGCUCUGGCGCUGGUCACAUAUUUCAAGUAUCCUAACCCCGAUAAUUACUAUCCUAGUCGCCUUUCUACGCUUAAUCGCUCAAUUGUGUGGCAUGUGGGAUGGGUACGUUGACGAUAGUCAGCUUUCAGACAUCCAAUGGUCGUCGUCCUCUGCUUCAUAUCUCACCGAUCCUCCAAUUGGCGGUUCUGAGCAUCAGGGAACACAAAAUGGUUUCUUCGGCUUGUGGCCUGGUGGGCGUCCAAAACACUCGGCAACGCGUGUUUCGACAUCCACCGCUUCUACUUCCAUGCCAACCAUCUUGCAGCAGGUCAUCCAAGACCCUCAAGGUGACGGGGUGGCUUACAGUAUUGAUAACGAUGAAAUGGUGUGAUCUCUACAAUGCUCUUAUUUCGAAAGGAAAACAUUUCGCUUCGCUUUAUUAAUCAUGUAUUGCUUUUCGUGGCGUAUCCUGGGAUGUGGUGGUCUUUAUUCCUGGAUGAGACGGGGCAUUUCUUCUUUUAUUCGGGCACAUGCAGUAUCGUGGA
Molecule: messenger RNA, 2731 nt
Organism: Talaromyces stipitatus ATCC 10500
Lineage: Eukaryota; Fungi; Ascomycota; Eurotiomycetes; Eurotiales; Trichocomaceae
Exons: 2
Coding region: 1-2577 (858 amino acids)
Source: RefSeq, a predicted model, not a curated record